Molecule: messenger RNA, 3402 nt
Organism: Lymnaea stagnalis (great pond snail)
Lineage: Eukaryota; Metazoa; Mollusca; Gastropoda; Lymnaeidae
Source: the annotation of a GenBank genome assembly
GGGGAGGUCAGUCAGGUCAUUUUGUUUCCCCCUGGAGUAUUUUAUGGAAGUAAUGGAAGUAAACAUGAUGCUGUAAAGACUUUAUUAUAUAACAUAUCGUAAAUAUAAGCAGGUAAUUUAUUUCUACAACUAUUUACUACGACUACUAGUCUAAUAUUAAAACGGUUUUAUAAAACGAUAUGAUAUCACAUGGCACAUGGAUAUGACAGUUUGACUAUGCCAUGCCUAUAUUUAUACAAUACUAUACUAAUACUAUGCCAAAUACUGCCAAAUAGACUAUUUAUUGACUAUCGUCUAUGAUGAGCUGGUGAGUGAGUCAAAACUGUUUGUCACUCACUAAUCAUUCACUGACACUCAUCAUUCACUGACACGGUAAAUUUUGACUACGAUUGCCACUAUUUUCUCAAUGGCCGCCAGCUUGGUUAACCCGUCACCUGAAGUCAUCUAUCCCUAUGACUAUGAGUCUAUGAGCCUAUGCCUAACCUGAACCCUGAAUCGAUCCCUCAUAAUCAGUAAUGACCAUUUUCAAUCAAUUUAUUUAUUUAAAAUAUAACAUGUAUUAAUUUAAGUUAAAGCUACAGUUUUGUACUUUUAGUAAGUUCUAUUUUGUUUAUUGAAGUAGGACUAGACAAGUGUGACAGGGCAUUGUAAUCAUUGUUUUUUUCCUCAGUACUGCAGAGGUGUCUCUUAGAAAAAUCUACAACUACAACUUAAUUGUUUGAUUGCAACUGUUUAGUAGAUUUUAUUGUAUGUAGAACUCUGAGUAAACAGAAAAACUCUCUCCCCAGAGUUUUUUUGCAUUAAAUCGCUUGAAUUAUUUGGAAAAAGGUGUUAACACUGAUGAUGUCCCAGGAAGAGAGCAAACUAUCCACCUUUGAAAAAAGUUAAUGCGUGAAUGCCGUGAUAGUGAUAGCAGCAGAGAUACUAACACAUUGGCUUAUUUACACAUUUUUAUAAAGCUAAAUUAAAAAAUACAAUAUUCUGUUAAAUUUAUCUAGAUUUACUUGCAGCAUCCAGUGUUUUUUGACACUGAAAGGCUGAUUAGUCAGUAAGUAAAAAAAAAAGAUAGCCUACCAGAAUGGCAGAUUAUGGGGAGUUCCUAUUAUCUGCUGAUUAACCCUGAUGAACAUUUAAGUGAGUUAACUUACGUAAAGUCGGUCUGAAAAUCUUUAGUGGUUAUUUGCAUUUUAAAAAAAAAAACUGUUACGGUAAUAAUAAUUAUAAGACCUUAUGGACUUGGUACAAAGCUAGACCAGAACAUUGAAGAAAUUAGCAUAUUUAUAAAGAAGACACUUUUAAAAUAAGAAACUUGAAAAACAUGAAAAGUGUAAAAACUCUAUACUGUAAGUAAAAUUUGAGUUUAGGGGGACCCUGAAUAUUUGAAUGUAUCCAAUGUGUCAAAUUUUGUAUAUAUUUUUUGGGUAACUUCUUAAAUUAUAGGAUACCCUUUUUUCACCACUUUCAUUAUCUUCACAGACAUCCAAUCUCUCCUAACAUGAACUCUGCUGUAAUCAUAUCUUUCUUUGUUUAUUCCACACUUUUACACUGGAAUUAGCACUAUAAAAUUCCUGAAAUUCAGGAGUGAAGACUAUAAAAUUGAUUUUUUUGUUUUGUUAUUGCUUUGUGGACUAUUUAAUUUUAUAAAUAUUGCUUUAUAUUUAAAUAUAGAGGAUGCAAAAUUUAUAACAAAUCAGUUGUAAUGUUACUGUACCAUUAUUAAAGAAGAUGAUUAAUUUUGUAAUUAAUAUUAGCAAGAUUUGCGCCAAUUGUCUAAUGUGAUUUUCAUAAGCACUUCUUUUAGCUGGUUAAAAAUUUAUUUAUUAUAAUAUGAAAGGAUUGUCUACUAAUCAUUUAAAAAUGUAAAUUUUAUAAAAGAAAAUACCAACAUAAGGUUCAUUGGCAUGUCUAAUAAAAUUAGGUAUUGAAGCUUCUGAAGAUAUUUGAUGUUUUUUAUUUUUCAUUUUCAAAAAUAAUUUCUGGUCACCUUUUUUUCAUAUUUUAGGAAGAAUUAAAAAUGAGUGAGUAUGCCAGACGAUUAGCCUUUCUUUCGACUAGAAUUUUUGGAGAGGUUAUGAAGGGGACAACCUAUAGGAAUGAGAAGAUUGUCAAACAAAUGGCUGCAAAGCCAUUACAUCAAGAUAAUUUUGUGGUUAAUUACUACCCUCCCUACAUGAAGCUUGAUCUCACUUUUAAAAAUUUACGACAACAUGGACUAUUCAGGUACUUAUUAUUUAUGUUUUGAAUACUUCUAAAUAGGACUAUGUACUUAAAGCAAUAUGAAUCAUUUACCCUUAAAAAAGGGCCUGUCCAAAUGUUGGCAUAUCUGCAUACUUUGUUGUCCACAGUGCACUAAAAGAACCUUCCUUAAAUAUGAUUAGAAUAAAAUAGGCUCUUUUAAAAGCAAAAUUCUAUAUUGUAUUGUAUAUCAUUUAUUACAUAAUUACCGCUUUAAAAAUGUUGAUGUAAUUUAUUCAUUUUGAGGAUUUUUUGGCCAACAUGUAACUAUUGAUUUGUACAAUUUAUGAGAAAAUAAAAAAUAUAGACUGAAGAAAGAUUCUGUCUAGGCCUACACAUUUUGAGGAACCAGGAAUAUAAAAUAAGGCCCUUAGUCCUUAGCUGACUUUAAAUUGGACAACCCUGCUUUAAGAUAAUGGAGUGUUGUCAAUUUUUACAAUAAUUUUCUAAGAGGCUUGCUGGUUAGAGAAGAGAUAAUUUAUUUAUUUAGAGAAUAAAUCUACUCCAUUAGGUUAUUUAAUUAUUUAAUUUAUUUCAAGUAAUUUAUUUUCCAUGAUUGUUUCUUUACUUCUAAACAUUUGUAGAUGAUAAAAUUACAGUCAUGAAUAUUUUUUUUCUUGUAGGGAUGAACAUCAAGAUUUUAUUGAUGAAAUGAAUAGACAGAGAACUCUUAGAGGAAAGAUUAAGCCAAAGAAAGGUGAAGGGAAACGUGCUCUGAAAAGAAAGGCGGCUGGGGCAGCGUAACCUAAAUUAAUGUUUUUAAAUUAUUUUUGCUCUAAUUUUCAUAGAAUGUAAAAUUAAAAUAAAACAUUUUAAAAAAACACAACAUAUUAGUUAUUAUUAGUGUUGACUCAUUGAAAUAUCCUUUUUCUCAGUUAAUAAAAUUGUUUCCGUGUUUAAAAUUUUCUUACCUCUACUUCUAAUAAAAAUUCUUUAGUUUUGCUAGGGGGUGUUUUUUAAAAUUAUGGUAAUAGUCUUGGCUCUUUUACUUUUAAUCUGAUCAUUUGGAUUGUUUAAAAUGUUACUAUUCCUUAGAGAUGUUAACUGUUAAGGUUUUUAAAAUCAAUCUACUCUAAGUUACCGUACUAAGACGUCAAAUCUUGCUUUUGAUCUGUUGAAUUUGGUAAUACUAUUAGUAUUAUUAAUUAUGCUUUGUGAACUGAUAAA